CCGCCAUGGUCGUAAUACCGAGCAGUAUCCGACACACGCGUCGCGUUGCGGUGGAUAAGGUUCACACAAUCAUCUGCAAUCGCGUUAAUGUCGGCGACGAGCAGUAUCUUGUACGAUGGCAUACCGAGAAUAAGACAUCUACUCCUCCGUUAAGCUGGCACCUCGUCAACGAACUUCAGCGCUGUCUUGAACAUGUUCAAGAUUACCUAGACGAGCGAGAGAGGUCGAAGAAGAUUGUAUCACGGAACAAGGUACCGUCGAAAAAGCGAAAGAGCUCAGAAGAAGAUCUAGAGACUAAACGUCGUCUGUCACCUUUUGAUCGACGGCUACAGCACGACAGCCGAACGCCUUCCGCUUCUCGAUCCUCGUCAGUAUUCUCAAACGUACCACCGGCAUCAUCCACAUCACCUGAUGUUUACAAUGGCGUAUUGGAUGUGGAUGAGCAUGGUUUUGUAUUCUGCCGACCUGCAUCUGGCCCAGACGUCGCUUCAGUCUCUAUUACCAAUAUCCCUACCGCGGCCAUGAAACAGAUCGCAUAUCAGGCAGACGUACGAACCGCCAAUACACUCAUUCGUGCUGAAUACGUACGAAGGUUGAGGCAUGUUCCUGGUCCUCCGAUCGAACUUUUCAACACUGUCGAUGCAUCAACGCCCUCGCUCCGCUUCCGCUACAUUCCUCAGUAUGUGUUGGCAGAAGGUGUGUAUCAGUACGCUUUGGACACUGCGAUAGGAUGCCAGAAGUGUUCCCCGCGCAUGGCUCGCGAUGUCGGCUGCGAAUAUACGCAGAAAUGCGACUGCCUAGAGUACGCUGCCGUCGAUGAAGGUCGGCUGACCUCUGAAGAGAAGAAGCUCUAUGAACGCUGCCUGGCUGAAGGACUCUCAACUAUGGGUCUUCCAAAGAAGUUCCCUUACUACGCGAAAGACACCAAGAUCCGACUCACCAGAGGUUUAGUACCAUGGUAUCUACAAUCUCGGCGACCAAUCUACGAGUGCAACGAUCGUUGCCGCUGCGGUGCAGACUGCCGCAACAAGAAUGUCCAGUUCGGUCGUAAAGUUGAGGUUGAAAUCUUCAAAACCAAGAGCGGCAGAGGCUGGGGCUUGCGGUGUAAACAGAACCUGCGCCAAGGCCAGUUCAUCGACACUUACCGCGGCGAGGUAAUUACAGAUGAGGAAGCCACCCGUCGAGAGAACACCUCAUCUAAAGCAAAGGCAUCAUAUUUGUACUCGCUUGACAAGUUCGAGGCUGAUAUGCAGCACGAAGCUUAUGUGGUGGAUGGAGAGUUCAUGGGUGGCCCGACGAAGUUCAUCAACCAUUCUUGCGAACCCAAUUGUCGUCAGUACACAGUCAGCUACAACAAAAAUGACCCCCACAUCUACGACAUUGCCUUCUUCGCUUGCCGCAAUAUCCCAGCAUACGAAGAGCUGACGUUCGACUACCUUGAUAAGGAGGAGGAUGAAGAAAUGGAGGAUCCGGGAGAAGACGCAAUUCCGUGUCUCUGCGGAGCUGCCAAGUGCCGCAAGUGGUUGUGGACUUGAAAGCAGUCAGCAACAGAGUAGACCGACUGGUGCUACUAUCUGAAUUCUAGGAGACACAUAUCGAUUCGAGCGGUUCGUCGUGAUAGUUGUUGCACAAUCUCACGCAUUAGCGGUCAGGCAGGCGUUCGCAUCAGCUUCUGUAGCAUUUCAGCAUUAUCAGGCUUCGGCUACUGAAUCUAAAGGUUCCAAAACUCA
Macroventuria anomochaeta is the source of this 1730-nucleotide messenger RNA. Its product is annotated as SET domain-containing protein. The record is from RefSeq and is a predicted model, not a curated record. The coding region runs from base 6 to 1535 and encodes 509 amino acids. The transcript has 5 exons. Lineage: Eukaryota; Fungi; Ascomycota; Dothideomycetes; Pleosporales; Didymellaceae. Gene Ontology annotation, molecular function: histone methyltransferase activity; protein binding; zinc ion binding. Gene Ontology annotation, cellular component: nucleus.